AUGCAAGCUGAUGAUAGACUUGUCAUCACCCGCGCACGAGACGAGGCAUUCAAUUCGAUGCUCACUCCGCACCAGGUCAGGGUGAUCGGUCCAAUCGUAAACAAUCUGCUCAAUGAUGCGAUCGAGAUGGUGCAGGAAUAUGGAGCCGAUCCUGGUGAGGAAGUCACGGAAGUCACGAUCAACGUCUACUUGGAUGUUUGGGAAGGGCUGGCCGUAGGUCACAUCACGUGCGAAGAAGUAGAGUUGGCCAGGAGUAUCACCGAGAACAUAAUGAUUGCAGCUGUGAACCGUACAGGCAUACUGGAUCAAGCGAUGGAAUAUGUCCGAGCUCCUUCCCCUGCCGGUCCACAUGGCGACACGUUUGGGCAAAUGGUAAGAACUGGAGCCGACGAUGCCGAUUCUAAUCACCCCCAACGUUAUCAAACCGGCCACAACGGUUUUAGAGUUUACAGAACUGUACGCCUCCAGCUACAAAUGGAAGGGCCACAGCAUUACCUUGAUGGUAUCGCUCAUAUGGUUGGCUUCUUCGACGAUGACGAAGAUGAUUCUGGUGGUGGUGACAUGGGUUAG
Molecule: messenger RNA, 570 nt
Organism: Alternaria incomplexa
Lineage: Eukaryota; Fungi; Ascomycota; Dothideomycetes; Pleosporales; Pleosporaceae
Exons: 2
Coding region: 1-570 (189 amino acids)
Source: RefSeq, a predicted model, not a curated record